Molecule: messenger RNA, 453 nt
Organism: Puccinia graminis f. sp. tritici CRL 75-36-700-3
Lineage: Eukaryota; Fungi; Basidiomycota; Pucciniomycetes; Pucciniales; Pucciniaceae
Exons: 1
Coding region: 1-453 (150 amino acids)
Source: RefSeq, a predicted model, not a curated record
AUGCUCAAGGUGGGACCACUCCCACAGCGGAUGUUGAAGGAGCCAGCCGGGUCGGGAAACCGGGCAAGCUCGCACGUGAUGAUCAGUUCGCUGAGCGGCAAGAAGCCGAUGAACCAGAUCAAGAACCGCUUGCAUGUCGCCAAGAUCGUAGAAGGACUAGUAGCAGCAGUAAGGGCAAGGAGAAAGAGGACGGCCAUGAGCUCGACGAUCAGGGCGGGAACCAGGCUGAUGGGGGACAUCUUAAUCACUCCUCCAGAGGGCCCGCUGAAUACCAUCACCCCCCACAUCGCCGACCGAGAAGUCCUUCUCCACCUCGCAGUUGUGCAGGAGUUCUGGGACGGCUUGGGGGCUCUUGUAGCCCGUUACGUCGCGUACGAUCUCAGGAGCUUGUCGGUCGACAAGAAUGCUGAGAUCGCCGGCUUCUUGGGAAGCUCUGCCCAGAUCCCCGUCUGA